This is a messenger RNA of Filobasidium floriforme, 949 nucleotides long. Its product is annotated as putative ER to Golgi transport-related protein. Gene Ontology annotation, biological process: endoplasmic reticulum to Golgi vesicle-mediated transport; protein retention in ER lumen; intracellular protein transport. The transcript has 8 exons. The coding region runs from base 160 to 831 and encodes 223 amino acids. The record is from RefSeq and is a predicted model, not a curated record. Gene Ontology annotation, cellular component: endoplasmic reticulum-Golgi intermediate compartment; COPII-coated ER to Golgi transport vesicle; endoplasmic reticulum. Lineage: Eukaryota; Fungi; Basidiomycota; Tremellomycetes; Filobasidiales; Filobasidiaceae.
UGGAUCGCAAGGAAUGGCAGCUCUUGUGCAAAUCGUACAACUACUCGAUAGCAUACUCGAACUCGGGACAUUGACAGAGCAGCCUCGUCGAUCUAGUCACAAACCCGACCGCGACCGUCUUUUCAACGACGCUCUCAAGGACCUCAUUCAGACGGAACAAUGGCUGGUUCAUCACUUGCUAGCCGGAUUUGCUGGUCCAAACUCAUCGUCGCUAGCACGCUCUUGUGCCUCUUGUUCGGUGCGCAGGGCAGCAGCGCGACGGCUUUGACAACGUACCUGCAGGGGAACGAGAAGAGCUGUUUCUAUGCGGAUGUCGAUGGCAUUGGCGAGAAAGUCGGUUUCUACUUCUCUGUUCAAUCAGGAGGAUCGUUUGAUAUAGAUUAUACGGUACAAAGUCCCUCGGAAAAGGUCAUCCUGGAGGGCACGGGGGAGAGACAGGGGGAUUAUAUCUUUACCGCGAACACCGUCGGGGAAUAUUCGUUUUGUUUCGAGAACGAGUCGAGUAUGACUGCCAAACUUAUCGAUUUUGACAUCAUGGUCGAAUCAGAGCCCCGUCGAUCCUUGCCCGUCCAACAAGGAUCCAUCGCGGAACACACGUCGAGCUUGGAAGAGAGCAUCUACAAGUUGAACGGCAUGUUGAGUAAUCUCGUGCGAACUCAAAAAUACUUCCACACCCGUCAUCACCGAAAUCACUCGACGGUGCUUUCCACGGAAUCCAGGAUCUUUUGGUACUCAAUCCUGGAAUCCCUCGCCAUCGCAGGAAUCGCAUUCGCGCAGGUCUGGGUUCUGAAGAGUUAUUUCGGCAGGACGGGUCGUCGAGCAAAGGUAUAAGACCGGGGUCGCCGAAGCAGCGCUGUUGGAUAUUUGCCCGUCAAAUGUAGAUUGAUCAAUUUCAUGACUUUUCGAUACUGGUCAGCCAUAAGUGUGAGGUGGUCAUUAUUGCGAUCUG